Molecule: messenger RNA, 2544 nt
Organism: Didymella exigua CBS 183.55
Lineage: Eukaryota; Fungi; Ascomycota; Dothideomycetes; Pleosporales; Didymellaceae
Product: DUF625-domain-containing protein
Exons: 7
Coding region: 1-2544 (847 amino acids)
Biological process (GO): DNA damage response; protein dephosphorylation
Cellular component (GO): protein phosphatase 4 complex; nucleoplasm
Molecular function (GO): protein phosphatase activator activity
Source: RefSeq, a predicted model, not a curated record
AUGGCCCAGGUAGCGCCACCGGCCCACGAUCGCAAGCGCGUCAAGGUCUACGAGCUCAAGAACAAUGACUGGUUCGACCGGGGCACGGGCUUCUGCAGGGGAGUUGUAGUGAAUCAGGAAGAGGCCAAGAUUGUGGUGUUGUCCGAGGACGACCAGACGCGCCAGCUGCUCGAGACGCGCAUUAGCAAGGACGACGGCUACCAGAAGCAGCAGGACACACUCAUAGUAUGGACCGAGCAGAACGGCACCGACAUGGCCCUCAGCUUCCAGGAGCCAGAGGGCUGCGCCAACAUAUGGGAAUUCGUCAAUGAGAUGCAAUCGAGGCUGCAGCAGCUCGCUCAAGACGAUGGUCUUUCAGACGACAUCGACCACACCAGCCCCAUCAUGCUCCCCAACCCCGACCUUGGCAACCUCCACGAGAUCGAGAACCACAUGCGCGCUGCGAACUCGACACCUGGCGGCAGGGAGGCCUUGGCCAAAUUCAUCCUGGCGCAAAAGUACAUACCCAUGCUGAUACCCUUGGUCGACAUGGCCGAGGAUCUCGAGAGCGUAUCAGACCUGCAUCGAUUGUGCAGCAUCAUGAAGAUGCUGAUUUUGCUUAACGACACCUCCAUCAUCGAAUACGUGGUCCAUGAUGAUGUCAUUUUGGGUGUUGUUGGCGCGCUGGAGUACGACCCUGACUUCCCUCUACACAAGGCAAACCACAGACAAUAUCUUGCCGACGAGUCCAAGUUCAAGGAGGUAGUUAAGAUCGAAGACGAGUCGAUAAAACGAAAGAUCCAUUCAACAUACCGCCUACAGUACCUCAAGGACGUAGUGCUGGCGCGCAUCCUCGAUGAUCCUACCUUCUCAGUCCUCAACUCGCUCAUCUUCUUCCACCAAGUCGACAUAGUCCAACAUCUGCAGUCGAAUCUGCCGUUUCUUAAGGAGCUGUUCAGCAUAUUCGGGCCCAAGGAGCAAAGCAUGCAGCGGAGAAAGGAUGCAGUGUUGUUCAUCCAGCAAUGUUGCGCAAUUGCAAAAAGCUUGCAGGCCAACGGUAGAGCUCAACUGUACCAGAACUUCAUCAGCAAUGGCCUGCUAGAAGUCAUCCAGUUUGCACUGAAGCACCAAGACGCAUCUGUACGCAUUGCAGGAACCGACAUUCUCGUCUCUCUGAUCGAUCACGAUGCCCUGAUGGUCCGCAGUUAUAUCUUCAAAGCCAUACAGGAGAAGUCGAAGCCGCUGACGGAUACGCUGAUCGAGCUACUCCUGAUCGAGGUUGACCUGGGUGUCAAGGCGCAGAUGGCAGAUGCAAUCAAGAUCUUGUUGGACCCAAAUGCAAACUCAGCAUCGAUCGAGGCACUCGGCCGGACCAACAGCGACUUCCUCGCAAAGAUGAGAGGGCAACUUCCAUCGAUACCGCAGACUGAUUCCUUCAUCCAGAAUUUCUACGACGAAUCUGCACGAAAGCUCUUUCAGCCUCUCAAGGAGCUCGAAGGCAAAGAGUCCAUGGGCGAUCUUUCGAUACAAGAAGUGUCGCUUUAUGCCCACUUGGUUGAAGUGCUGUGCUUCUUCAUUCGUCAACAUUCCUACCGCAGCAAAUACUUCAUUCUCUCAGAAGGCCUUGCAGCGAGGGUCGGCCAGCUUAUGAGCUGUCCAGAAAAGCACCUUAAACUCACCGCCCUCAAGUACUUCCGCACAGUCAUCGCGUUACACGACGAAACACACAACAGACAAAUAAUCCAACACCACCUCUUCGAACCAAUCCUACAGGUCCUGUUCGACACAAUGCCACGGGACAACCUCCUGAACUCGGCAUGCCUCGAACUUUUCGAGUUCAUUAAGCGUGAGAAUAUUAAAAUCAUCGUCCAACAUCUGGUUGAGACGCAUCGCGAGAAGUUCCAGAAUAUAACAUACGUGGACACCUUCCAGAGCCUCAUCUUGCGCUACGACCAAAUGCAAGAGCCAGUUACUGUCCAAGAGCUGGACCACUCCUUCACAAGCGUGGAAAGCGACACACCUGCAAGGCCAUCUGGUUUGGUCAACGGUGGCAAGUGGGGUCAAGGGUUGAGGGAUGUGGACGCGGAUGAAGAGGCAUAUUUCAAUACAUCGGACGACGAAGACGAGUUGGCCGCCCCAGGAAAGACAGUUCUGAACGGAGCCUCGCCGGUGCGGCCGCUGGUAAACUAUCCCGACGACGAUGCCGAAGAGGACGACGUUGAUAUGGACAUUCCGCUUGCCAUGCGCAACGUACCGUCUGUCACUCAGGCCAAGGAAGAAACCAAGCCAUCGAAAACGACAAGUGCGUCAGGAUCACCACCAGAGCGCAUUUCAGAGAAGCGCCGCAGAGAGGAGGACGAAGAGGACGAGCUGCUCGCCAACAUAUCAACAACGACUGCACCGAAGCGCCGUGCUUCCACGUCAAGCAAUACAAGCACAACAAGUCUACGCAGCUUGCGCCGGAGAUCACCGCAGAUCAAUUCAGGGAAAGAUGGUGGAACGCCGAAAAAGAUAUCAAUAUCACUUCCGGUGAAUAGUGGCGGCGGGAACAACGAAAACGACUGA